Gadus chalcogrammus (walleye pollock) is the source of this 3275-nucleotide messenger RNA. Its product is annotated as ras-related protein M-Ras. Bases 241 to 867 code for a protein of 208 amino acids. The record is from RefSeq and is a predicted model, not a curated record. The transcript has 6 exons. Gene Ontology annotation, biological process: signal transduction. Gene Ontology annotation, cellular component: plasma membrane. Gene Ontology annotation, molecular function: GDP binding; GTP binding; GTPase activity. NCBI's taxonomy places the organism in Eukaryota, Metazoa, Chordata, Actinopteri, Gadiformes, Gadidae.
UUGAUACACAACGUAUUGUUUCUCGGAUGUGUGGAGCUGUAGUCCAAGGGCGGCAGUGGAUUCACGACCUGAGACCAAGAUGUGGACUAUGUCAACGUGAAACCGUGUUUCGUGCAUACGACAAGGAUAUUCACAUCGGUUUUUGUGUUAGACCAGCCACCUACUACUAGCCUACUUCCCCACCUCAUUCUCAUUUCGUAUCCGCCGGUGGUGGUGGCGGUGUUGGUAGUGGUGGUAACCAUGGCAACCAGCGCGGUGCCUAGCGACAACCUUCCGACGUACAAGCUGGUGGUGGUCGGGGAUGGAGGUGUGGGGAAGAGCGCUCUCACCAUCCAGUUCUUCCAGAAGAUCUUUGUGCCGGACUAUGACCCCACCAUAGAGGACUCCUAUCUUAAACACACAGAGAUAGACGGCCAGUGGGCCAUACUGGAUGUGUUGGACACGGCGGGUCAGGAGGAGUUCAGUGCCAUGCGGGAACAGUACAUGAGGACCGGGGACGGCUUCCUCAUCGUGUUCUCGGUGACGGACAAGGCCAGCUUUGAGCACGUUGACCGCUUCCACCAGCUCAUUCUACGGGUAAAAGACAGGGAGGCGUUCCCCAUGGUGCUGGUGGCCAACAAAGUGGACCUGGUACAUCUGAGGAAGAUCACCAGCGAGCAGGGCCAGGAGAUGGCUGCCAAACACAAUAUUACCUACAUUGAAACUAGUGCCAAGGAUCCUCCUCUCAACGUGGACAAGGCCUUUCAUGAGUUGGUACGCGUCAUCAGACAACAGGUCCCGGAGCGGAGCCAGAAGAACAAGAAGAAGAUGAAGUGGAGAGGAGAACGCUCCACAGGUUCUCACCGCUUCCACUGCAUCAUAUUGUGACUGCCCUCCUUCUCUGAAUGGUCUGUUAACUCACAGACACACACAGAAACAAUCACCCUCCCUCACACGCACACAUCCACACUCUCAAACGCACUCACACACCCGCAAGCAUAUCUUUUGAUGUCAGGGAGUACUGUAACCCCUAGCGGUCGUCGACUACUGGAGCACAAGAGGAGGAGGAGGAGGGGACGCUAAAAGGUGGACAGACUGGUUAUCAGACAGAGGGAGGCCCGGGAGACUGGAAUGGGCUGUGGCAGGAGGACCCCGUUAGCAACGUCGCAGUGACCCUGAGGAGCAGAUCCUCCUGAGACACAGUGAACUGCUCUCUUUCCUCCUCAGUCUGUGGUUCAAUGAGAAGCCUCAUGAGGCAGCUUCAUGAAGAGGGUACUCUGUGACUUUGAACCCCGGAUCUCCAUGCAGCGUCCAUACUCCGUACUGGUGUCAAACCGCUCCAUGUGAUUGGACCCGGCACAGGAAGCGCCUGGACAACGGUGGCGAGAACUAGACAGUGGUGAAACUAUUUCACCAACCUGUUCUAUCUAUCUAUCUAUUUAUCUAUCUAUCUAUUGAUCUAUCUAUAUCUUUCUGUUUAUCUGUCUCCCUAUCCCCUUUUUUCUCUCUCUUUGGUCUUUCUCCCGCCUACUCCCUCUCUCCUUAGCUCUUACUCUCACCCUAUCUCUCUUUCUCUCCGCUGCGCCCUCUGGUGCCCAAACGGACGAAGGUCAGAGGAGCGUCGCUCAAGGCAGGAGGUGUUCUGGAAGGACAGGCGUGUAGAGGUGGAAACCGUUCAUGUUUUUCUUUUUUCUUCUAUGAAUCAAUGGAAGUUAAUGUUUUGUGCUGAUGUCGAUGGGUAAACGCCCGUGAGUCCUGUGAGUUUAAAGUGUACAUUGUGAUUUUUUGUGAUGCUCGGUUAAGUGGUGCUGGAAGGUCCGAUCAGAAGGAGGAAAUCAGGAAACAUAGGAAAGAGAGAGAGGGAUCAAUGGUAUGUAUGUAUGUAUGUAAUGCAGGUGUUCUCUGAAUGCAUCAGGAGAAGUUUCUUCAUGUAGCCAUCGGUCAGUGAAUUGGAGGGUUGGUUAAAUCAGAGGCGUGAAAGUUAAAAGUAAAAGCAAGCAUACGGCCAUGUUUACAUCUAUAAUAGUAUUAUUUUCUAUCAUAGUCUUUACGAAUCCUUGCAGUUUCUACAUCGUGUACUAAAACCAGAAGUGUGUUAUCACAUACUGACUGCAUUGCACGCAUCGACCGUAGGAAUACAUUUAUUUUAAGGUUAAAGAAGGCAGCAGUUUGAAUGAAGUCCCUAUUAUAGUUGCCGUUAUAAACACGUGAGAUUUACGGAUACAUUGAAAAUCAUUUUCACAAGGGCCAGGAGAACUUGAAGAAGCAGUUUUGCACUGGCCACAAACCAAAAGAUGUGAUUUCAGUUACUUCAGGGCUGUAGGGGAAAUAUCAUCGCCUGUACUUUAGGUUCAAGGACACCUGUAACGUAAAAAGCUUUUACCCUGGGUUAAAAGUUGAAGCGUGGCUAAUCCAGCCCCCUCACAUACUGUACCGGUCGGUCUGGGAACAUAUUCCAGGAUUUUGAGAUGUGCCAUGGUCAGUUCUCGCCCAGUGUUGCAGGUUUUGUGUUUUGGAAUGUGCCAACUUGUGAACGGAAAGACGCCAUGUUAACGAUGACCCGGAGUAGGACUGAGAACGGGUUGAAGCGGACCACCAACUGAAGCAGCAAGAUAUUCAAAAUGUAUGGGAAAGCAAGUUUAGAAGGUGGACGUGAACAAUUUAAUAACCUAUGAAAUGGCAUGUACUGUUAUCGCACUAAAAUAAGUUUUGAGGGUCUUUCGGGUCUCGAUGAAAACUGUCUCUCGAAGGAUGGAAACUUUUUUGCACUUUUAAUAGAAUUUCAAAUUUUCCUCAUAGUUCGUGGCUCUCCUUUCAGAUCGGUAAGACAAAGAGAAAGCCACGGUGGAAUUUGAAUGUCAAAAAAUAACACGCAAAUAGAGUUGUAGCCCUAUCUGCCUGUGUGUGCCUGUUGGUCAGGAAGAGUUGAGUAUGAGAGUGUUGAGACUUAAUCAGAUUCAAUGGGUUCAUAAAUAUAUAUAUAUAUGUAUAUAUAUAUAUAUAUAUAUGUAUAUAUAUAUAUAUAUAUAUAUAUAUAUAUAUAUAUAUAUAUAUAUGUAUAUAUAUAUAUAUAUGUAUGUAUAUGUGUGUGUGUGUAUGUGUUUUGGAACCGUGGAAGACUGAAUUCAACAGCUUUUCAAUUACUGCAAAGGAAAUGAAAGGAAAUCUGCAGUAAAUGUCAACAUAAGAGACACACACAGGACGAAUAAAUAUUGUAAAAGGGACUUUUCGACAGUCUGUGUUGGUCAUAGAAUGGACAUGAGUGUACUGUUUGACUAUGGAGCAACAGACCUUGG